This is a messenger RNA of Carya illinoinensis, 1437 nucleotides long. RefSeq names its product protein RETICULATA-RELATED 3, chloroplastic-like. Bases 150 to 1235 code for a protein of 361 amino acids. The record is from RefSeq and is a predicted model, not a curated record. The transcript has a single exon. Lineage: Eukaryota; Viridiplantae; Streptophyta; Magnoliopsida; Fagales; Juglandaceae.
GACUGGCUGCUGGCUGGGAAAUUCCAUCCCCGUGCAUUUGGUUAGUCUUCCAACUCAUUUUCGUGCGGGUGCGCGAAAACGACUGCCCUUGAGACUUUUCCUUAAAUUGAGUCUUUUUUCUUCUCUCUUUCUGGGAUUUGUUUACACGUAUGUUGGCGGGCAUGGCUCACGCUCAGCUUCACCUUGGUUACUCUGCUCCUUCUAUUCCCAGGAACUCCCAAUACCGUUGCAACGUUUCCGAUUAUCGCUUCGGUACCGCUCCUAGUUCAUUUCCCUUCUCUUCAUCAUCUCCAUGCUGCUCUUUUAAUCUGAUCCGCUUAAAGCUCUCCGAACCCGACAACUUUGUUGUGAAAUCCGAACUUCCAUCUUCCGGAGGCGGCGUUGGCAACAAUGGGAUCGGGCGCGGAGCUGGUGGCGGAGGUAAUGGAGGCUGGAGCGAAAGAGAUGGGAACGAUUUCGGUGAUUCUUUAUCUUCCGGUGGGCCUGGAUUUGGAAUUCUGGGUCUUUUUCUAAACGGAUGGAGAUCGAGGGUUGCGGCCGAUCCCCAAUUCCCGUUUAAGGUUCUCAUGGAGGAAUUGGUGGGAGUCUCGUCUAGUGUUCUCGGGGACAUGGCAUCCCGACCCAACUUCGGACUCAAUGAGCUCGACUUCGUUUUCUCCACACUCGUUGUCGGAUCCAUACUGAACUUCACUCUUAUGUAUCUUUUGGCACCCACCCUGUCUUCUUCGUCCACUAAUCUCCCUUCCAUCUUUGCCAAUUGUCCCACGAGCCACAUGUUUGAACCGGGUGCCUAUACCAUUCUCAAUCGGUUUGGGACUUUUGUGUACAAAGGUGCAGCCUUUGCUGCUGUUGGGUUCGCUGCCGGGCUCGUGGGGACUGCCAUAUCAAAUGGGUUGAUCAGUAUGAGGAAGAAGAUGGACCCCAAUUUCGCGACCCCCAACAAGCCGCCUCCGAUGCUUUUGAAUGCGCUUACUUGGGCCAUUCACAUGGGUAUUAACAGCAACUUCAGGUACCAAACUUUGAACGGUAUGGAGUUCUUGCUGGCUAAGGGGCUGCCUCCUUUGGCAUUCAAGUCCUCGGUGGUGGUUCUCAGAUGCUUGAACAAUGUUCUUGGAGGGAUGACAUUUGUGAUACUGGCCAGGUUCACGGGGUCGCAGAGCGUCGAGGAAGCAAAGCCAAUUGGAGGAGAGGUUGAGUUUGUUCCGGAGAAGCAAAAGUUUAUUGAUGGAUCUUAGAAUUUCCAGAGCAAUCCGUCGACAUGCAAGCGAUGUAUUCCAAUUGUGAUCGUCUUCAUCUUUUUGGCUCUUUUUUUUAGGCGUUUUUUUAUAAUUUUCAUGUGCUCUUUCAUAUGUUCAUAACAAAGCUUCGUUGUGAGGGCUCAUCUUGAUCACCAUAAUAAUUUUGGCUGCAAUAAGAGUCACGAUCCUAUUUUCUGGC